ACCCAUCUUAUUAUAUUAUCCUGGCGGUGUAAUGGCCGGUAACUACAAAGAACGUUCAUUACGUCGCACAAAGGCACAGAUAUAUAGCGAAUCCUUCGUUCUGUUUUUCAGCUGAACGGUUCUCCUCCCUUAUUUUCUCUCAUGUUGUUCUCCCGCCUCUCUCAGCGCCCCUCGACUCUCGAGGCUCAUGCUUCAGUUCACAUCUCCUUGAGAGAGAUGACUCCUACGUCAGCGUGUCCCAAUGGCGUGCGCGAUGACCCCGAGUCGCGAGAACCGUUUGAAAGAGAAGAGACCAAGAUUUCAUAUUCUAUGGAUGAGUCAGAGGACGAGGCUUUGCAACCUCCUUCGACUCCAUCCACCAGCAGUUUUGGUCGUUCAUCAAUGUGGCCCUCUAUCCUUUCAUGCAUCCCCUCCUUACGUGACACUCUCCCAUUCCCCAAUUUUCUCCGGGACAGGCUGUCCUCAUCAGCUCGCAGGCGCCGCCACCUCAUCACCCUCGGAAAACGACCCGAGUUGCAGGUUCAGAUUCAGAAGGAGUUCAUGAUGUUUUCAGGCUCGGCUUCGAGUGCAUGCACCCCUGACCAAACAACCUUCAGGUCGUCGUAUCCUCCCUGUCUAGUGGCGGACUGUGAGGAUGGUGACAAUGGUCAACCACAUUUCAAUAUCUAUGCAUCAUCUGGAUUGUCCAAUGCUGCUCCAUGGACAGUGAGGGAUAAGAUUAUCACGCUUUCUGCCAAUGGAUUUUCCCCGCCUCCGCCACAACGCCGAACAUUCGUAUCCAAGGAUGUCGGGGUGAGGGAUCCAGCGUUGCGGGUCCCAGCCGUAAUGGGGGAACGAUUUUCGGCUCAAUUAACAGUCCUUGGAUGCUUUAUCUAAUACACUGUAUUCCAUUCUACCGUCACGGCCUCAGUUACUAUUUGUAAGCCAGACUCAGCGGUAACAUAUUGUUUUCUCGGUUCCACGAACUUUCGAUGGCCCUUCCGUGUACGGUAUCAGGGGGAUCAACGGG
Cantharellus anzutake is the source of this 1009-nucleotide messenger RNA. RefSeq lists its product as uncharacterized. Bases 142 to 876 code for a protein of 244 amino acids. NCBI's taxonomy places the organism in Eukaryota, Fungi, Basidiomycota, Agaricomycetes, Cantharellales, Hydnaceae. The record is from RefSeq and is a predicted model, not a curated record. The transcript has 4 exons.